Cryphonectria parasitica EP155 is the source of this 1748-nucleotide messenger RNA. RefSeq lists its product as uncharacterized. The transcript is spliced from 2 exons. NCBI's taxonomy places the organism in Eukaryota, Fungi, Ascomycota, Sordariomycetes, Diaporthales, Cryphonectriaceae. Gene Ontology annotation, biological process: proteolysis. The record is from RefSeq and is a predicted model, not a curated record. The coding region runs from base 174 to 1502 and encodes 442 amino acids. Gene Ontology annotation, molecular function: aspartic-type endopeptidase activity.
GUCGCCUUGCUUCUUUUCUUCUCUUCUUCAAGUAUCUAUCUUGCCCCGGUGGUAAACUCCCAUUCUUUCGUUUUUAUCACACCCACUACUUUCCCUUCUUUCACAUCUCUCUUAUCACCUCCCUCGUCUGAACAUAGACACACAUUCCUACUUCUUCUACUUAUCCCUCCAAGAUGCAGACCUUUGGUUCUUGGCUGGUGACGCUCUUGGCCGCCAGUGCCGAGCUCGCCUCUGCCCUUCCCCAGAGGAUGGAUCUGGUUCAGCCACAACAGCACGCGCAGGCACGGGCACCAGGACACAGGCUCUCUGUCCCCGUCGUCCACAACCCCAAGCGGCGCAGCAACCUGGCGCACCCGGCCCUGGCUCGCGCCAAGGCGCUCCGCAAGUAUGGAGGCACACUCCCCACCAGCGUCCAGAGCGUCGUGGACAGGAUCACCCUGGCGGCGGCUUCCAAGAAGCGUGGGACGGAAGAGGGAACCGUGGCGGCCACAUCUUCGGACGACGACACCGAGUGGGUGGCCACCAUCUCCGUUGGUACGCCGGCGCAGACUCUCCCGAUGGACUUUGACACAGGCUCCUCGGACCUGUGGGUCAUGAGCUCGUCCAGCUCGGGGACCUCGGGCCACAAGACGUACGACGCGAGCAGCAGCACGUCUGCCACCAAGAUGGACGGCUCCACCUGGUCCAUCAGCUACGGAGACGGCAGCUCCUCCAGCGGGACUGUCUACAAGGACACCGUCACCAUCGGCAAUCUGACGGUGAGCAGCCAGGCCGUCGAGGUCGCCACGACGGUGAGCGCCGAAUUCACCGAGGACACGGCCAUCAGCGGCCUUGUGGGCCUCGCCAUGAGCUCCAUCAACACCGUCGAGCCCACGCCCCAGCAGACGUGGUUCGACAACAUCAAGUCCAGCCUCGAGUCCCCGCUCUUCACUGCCGACUUGAAGCAUGAGACCACGGGCUCCUACAACUUUGGCUACAUCGACGCCUCGGCCCACACCGGCACUGUCUACUAUGCCGACCUGAUCACCAGCGGCGAGUACGGUGGCUUCUGGACCUUCGCCGCCAGUGGCUACACCAAGUCGAGGCGGGCGACCAAGACUACCCCGGCAGGCCUCACCGUCACGCGCGCCGACACCGCUAUUACCGGCAUCGCGGACACGGGCACGACGCUGCUCAUGCUCCCCGACACCGUCGUCUCUGCCUACUAUGCCCAGGUGAGCGGCGCGACGGAUAGCGAGGAGGAGGGUGGCUACAUCUUCUCUUGCUCCGCCGAUCUGCCCGACUUCACCUUUGGCGUCGGCGACGGCGAGAUCACCGUGCCAGGCAGCUACAUCAACUUCGAGCCCAUCAGCACGGGCUCGUCGCAGUGCUACGGCGGCAUCCAGAGCGACAGCGGCAUCGGCAUGGCUAUCUUUGGUGAUAUCGCUCUCAAGGCCGCGCUGGUGGUCUUUGACUCUGGGAACAGCCGGCUGGGCUGGGCUGCCAAGGAUACCUCGUCGUAGGAUGUCCAAAGGGAGGAAAUUGUUUGUUGUAUUUAUAGAGGAAGAGCCUGUGAGAUGAUAUCCCCAAAGACUUUUGGUAGAGAGAGAGAGUCAGGCGUCUUUUUAACCUUUUUGGAUUGGUCAUGGAGCCAAGCAUCUGUAUAUGUUUCUUUUUUCCCACUUGACUUCUUGGUCUAUUUACCUAUUCUCAAAUUUCUUCACAUAUAUAUAUCAUCUCCAUCUAGGAAAUAUCAAAGAUGUUCCAAA